UGUUAUUGUGUCGUGCAGACAUGGCGGCGCUGUCAGUCAGUUCCUCUGAGUGCUGCUGCACACUCAAAAAGACCUUAAAAAGAUUACUAUCCAACACGUCUGCCUCCCCCCGAGCACGAACCCGCUCGGAACCGCUUUACGUGAUCUCUCUGGAGCGCUACGGCAGAGACGCAGACUUCGGCGUCAGUUUCCCGGACAGUAUUUCGAUGUCAGAGAGUCUGUUUGACGCCACUAUCACGGAUGGAGACUGUAAGAUUCGCGUGUCUCUGGAUCCCGCAGUAAACAGACUCAUCAGCCUAAACAAACUUCACUGCGGGUCCGUCGUACGGAGUGUGGAGUUCAGCCGCGGGGAAGACGGCGGCUCUUUCCAUGUGUGCAGCCUGGAGGUGGACCGACUCUCCGGAGGGGACGCGGCUCUUCGGACGCUCUCCUCCGUCAACGUGAGGUCCAUUCCGUGGAUGGGAACCGAGCCGAGCACGCACCCGCUCAGAGCCCGCAGAAGCUCAUACCUACCGCUGUGGAAUAACCGCGACUUCUAUGGAGAGAUGUGGCGGGACACGAUCCCCUCUGAACCCGACGCUGAGGACUCUGGAGAGGACAUAGAUGAUAUCGGGUCCACAGUUUCACUCGCAGAAGUACGUCGGCGUUUCUUGAGUGGAUCUCGCCGGUUCCGGGGCGCCCUGUGUGUGCGGAUCCUUCACAAAUCCAGACUGAUAUAUUAUGGGAAAGCAGAUCAGAAUUGUGAAUGUCCCUAUAAGGCAGAGUUGCAGGUCGGUGAUGGCUCAUCCACCGCUUGUGUUGUACUGUGGAACACAGUCUGUAUGGAAUGGUACCGAAUCCUACAUCCGGGUCAAGUUGUAAGAUUGCGUCACUACAGAGUCAAGGAGAGUUACGGCAACCGCACGGGGCAGGAAUCAGAGCCACACAUUGAGAUCAGUCUUAAUUCCAGGAACCCCACUGCUCAAAUUACUAUCAUCCCCAAGAACCAGAUUUCUCCAGAUUGGGUUUUGCCAAACCUGCCUCAUUCAUUCAUCAGCAGGCAGGAGCUUCCUAGUUGUCCUCAAGGCCACAUCUGCGAUGUCCUCGGUGUGGUGAUCUUUGUUGGUCGUCCAGAACGUGUCAGGAAGAAAGAUGGGCAAAGGUCAGAGAUCGAGGAGUAUCGGUGGCUCCAACUUGUGGAUAGAACAUCAGACAAGCCCAUCAUGAUCAAGCUCUUCUCCACAUCCCAGCCUGACAUUCACAGCCGCGUCUAUCCAAUGGCUCUGGUUGUCUGCACCAGACUAAAGCUUAUGAGAAGUGCAGUUGACAGAGCUACAACUUUUGAAUAUCUCACCAACACGUCUCUAACCCAGAUUUACUGCACAGGCACAGGGUCUCACCCCGUGAUGCCAUACAGAGGUGUCCGGCCCAUCCGCCAGUUUCUUCACUGGCUGAAGCAGGUCGAUGAGAACGGCCUUCUGGAAAGAGCUGUGAUUGGAGGAUAUUUCAGCUACCCACCACUUCCUGUUUCACUGAGUAGCUUCAUGGAAAACAGACAAGGGGAAGCUGGUCUCAUCAGUGGAGGAGAGAUGAAAUUAGAGUGUGAGAAGUUAAAUUAUCGAGAGAAACGGCAGUUUGCUCUUCAGUGUGUGGUCACUGCCGCCUGCUACCACCAUAGAGAGAGCAAUGGGCGAACACAGUGUUCAGAUCUCCCAUCGGCUCCACUCAGCCCUAGAGUGCCACGGCAGAGAGAGGCGUCUGAACCUCACAGGACACCAGUAAAGCGGAAACUUUUCGGCAGUACUAGCCCGAGAAAGAGGUUGGCACCACCUCUGCAACCAUUUGCAACAGAGGAUGACGCAGAGAGGGAUUUUUCUCUGUUUGACGGCGCCAUGGAGUUUCUAGUCGGAGAACAGGAUGAUGAUGAUAGCAAUGAUGAAGAUGACGACGAAGAUUUCUCGACGCCGCCCACUAGUCCCAUGACCUCACGUCUGGGACUGACACGGGUCGCCAUGGAAACUUUGCCACGGGUUUUUUGUUAUGAGCGACGACAUGUUCAGGCUGUUGCCGUGGGGAUGCAGGUUAACAACUUUCACAAGCUCCUCCCACAGAGAGAGCUGGAGUCAUUUAGCCCCGCCUCCUGCUACACCGGCUACUUCACUCUGACAAUGAGAGCUUUAUCAGAUGGAGUGAUGCUUGAUGCUCUUUUUCUGCCUGCUGCCCCGGGAAACCUGCACUGGAUGCCCCUCCCCCUGUCACAUGAUAACUCUUGGGAGUCUAUCCUAUCACAUGGAGGGUUUUCACCACAUGCCCCGCCCCCAAGCCCCGCUGACAUGAUCGCCACUGCAAAUCAGUUGACCAAUCAAAGACUAGUGUGUGUGUUCGACGCAUGUGCUUUAGGAGCAGAGAAGAUGGAACUGGUGCUAAACCGAGCAUUUCCUUUACGGUAAUGGACGCAUAAUGGAAAUGGAAGGACACAUUGAUAUAAGAGAAGUUUUUUAUGAUUUUUAUACAGCUGCUGUAAACAGAAUCACCCUAUGUAUAAUAUUUAUUUAUUUAUUUUAUUAACAAACAUGUUUUUUAAUUUUAUUAUUAAGUAUUCGAGUAUGGUCCAUGAGGUUUACUAUCCAUGGUAAUAAAAUGUUACCACACAAUUGAUUGA
Pimephales promelas (fathead minnow) is the source of this 2641-nucleotide messenger RNA. RefSeq names its product RPA1 related single stranded DNA binding protein, X-linked (gene radx). Gene Ontology annotation, molecular function: single-stranded DNA binding. NCBI's taxonomy places the organism in Eukaryota, Metazoa, Chordata, Actinopteri, Cypriniformes, Leuciscidae. The record is from RefSeq and is a predicted model, not a curated record.